Molecule: messenger RNA, 343 nt
Organism: Hymenoscyphus albidus
Lineage: Eukaryota; Fungi; Ascomycota; Leotiomycetes; Helotiales; Helotiaceae
Source: the annotation of a GenBank genome assembly
AUGGGAAAAACGAUCAGAUAUCGUGGAGAGGUUGCAGAUCAAGCUUGUAGACACAUCUAUCUCCCUGUUCUGGCGCAAAAGCACAGCACAGCAAAGCAAGGCAAGCACAAGACACCAAGCGAGAAGGAAGGAAGAGCAGAAAAAGAGACACGUACACCACGUCCAGUACGGUAUUUGUAAACCGGUACGUACAGUACGCGAUGAAACGAAGGAUCACGUAACGUGUGGUUUUCUCGCUUGAGGGUGGUAUUGUAUCAUCGCAGACUCACAGAGUAUGGUCAUCUAAUCACCCAGUUUGAGUCCGGAAAACUUGAUUUGUAUUCCUAUCUUGGUUCUCGAUUAA